AUCAAGAUGCAAUGAAUGCCCCAGCAGCUGACCGACGCCGUCGUCGAAGAAGAGUACCAGAUGGCAUGAGAAAGCGGGCCCCUCGAGCCUGCACCCACUGCAAGGCGAGGAAGAGCAAAUGCAUCGAGACGUCACGUGGCAUCUGCCAGAGAUGCAUGCAGAGCUCACUAAACUGUGAAUUUGAAAGGCAGCGAAGUUCUGUCGAGUCGGAACUCGAGAUUACACACGAAGCUCAGAUCAGCCCUUCAACUACUUUCGCCGCAGAUACCCCAGCAGAGCGCUUUAUGUGGCCUCGCUUCCUUCACAAACUACGUGAAACAUUGUCGUUAGAGGAAGUCAGUGCAUCAGAAGCGCAAUCGUCAACAUUGCCGCCAGUCCAUCAACCGCGGCAUACCCCUGACUCGGCCCGCAGAGUCCGUGUUGCAGCUCGAGCCUUUCCUCCCCAAGCAGUCGCACGCUUUCUCGUCUCGGUUUGCAACGAACAUGGCACGGACUCCUUCCAUUACUUCGAUACUGCCCAGUUCUCUGCCGAGCUGGACGAAUUCUACGCCAAUGCUGACUCUCCUUCACGCCUCGACAGUGCAUUUGUUUGCCUGGCACAUGCCACAUUCGCUCUCGGAAGUCAAUGGGCUACAUUGGUGCGACCAGAAGGGUCCAUAACUACACCUCCGCCACAAGAUAGCGACCCUGGUCGCAUUUUCUACCAGCAGGCUCGCAGCCUCAUCCCUGACAUAAUCGAACUCAGCUCCGUACGCACGGUGCAGGCAACAUUUGUCAUCGGUGUCUAUCUCCUUCCGGCAAGUGCUAUCAGUUCAUCAUAUGUCUACCUUGGCCUGGCCCUGAGAAAAUCUCUGGCAAUCGAUCUGCAUCUAGAGGUAGAGGAGGUCAGUAUCAACGAGACUGAGAGAGAACUCCGCCGAAGACUCUGGUGGGCUGUUUACUCUCUGGAAAGGUGCACUACAGUAAAGCUCAGCAGACCAAGAUCUGUCGAUACAGCAAUCAUCACAGUCAACCUGCCUUCGCCGCUUCCUGCACUUGAUGCCCAACAAGCUUUCAACAAUGUUGACCAUCAGCUAGCAAAUGCGCAACUCAUGAUGAUCCUGGAUCGAGUCGACGGGUCAAUGACUACACAAGGCCCAGUAACAGGUGUCGAAACUGCGCUGAAGCAAUGGAAACGCUCGUUGCCACCUACAUUAAAGCUGGAAUUGAUCCAUCCACGCAUAUCGAGCUACCGAGCUACCUUCCACCUAUACUUGAACUACUACUUUGCAAGAAUAGCGAUGGGAAAAGUCUCCGUCGUUGCGAGGGUCCGAUCUUACCUAAAGAACCACUUCAGUGGGGGGAGUCAUCACAAUUUUGAAAAACACUCUGAUCACCUAGCUGAAGCCUGUAUCAAGGCAUCGAAGAAAAUACUCCGCUUAUACGAAGACGUCCGGCGAACUGGAAACCUGACACGCUUCUCGUUUACCGACUUCCAAGGCUGUAGUGUCGCAACGUCGCUCAUGCUGCUAGCCGGCAUAUUGGAACGCGACUCGGACUACGAAAGACAUGUCAAUUUUGGUCUUGACAGUUUACGGAAGAUGGCAGAAGGUAAUGCCACUGCGACAGCUGGGCUGAAGUUUGUGGAAGCUUUGCAAUCCAUUGCUGAGGAGGCCGUGCAGAAAUUGUAUCAGCACGGUGUUGCCACAACUAUUGCGACAGCCACGCAGGACUUUCGGCAGACAUCAGACUACGGUACCUGGGCUGAUUGGCUGGCUCGUCAACCGAGGCAAGCAAACAGUAUGCUGAGGUCAGGGACUCAGACGCCGCUGGAUUUGGGAGGGUCUUCGAUGAUCUCGAACGGUGAACCUGUGAUGGAAUUUGCUAGCUGGGACGGGGCCGCUGCGCUCCAGCAACUCUCAUCGGUACCUCCCCUGAUACCACCCUCUGGUGGACUCCAGUACGAAAUGAACGCCGCAUCAACAGACACGCUCGAUCCUGCGAUGUUCAUGACUGACUACAGCGAAGAUCCAAUGUUCCUUAUGGGCUUGACUGGCUUCGACAUGAUGGGCUUCGGGUUACAUGAUUGAAACGAUGUCAAGCUAUGGCUAUCAGAAGCCACGUGUUGACUCUACGUCAUGAUAGCGCACAUUCCGGUCAGCGAAGACCUUUAGUGCUCUUCCCCGAGCCCAAUCGAAUACAACAAAAACCUUUGUGAACUUUCUCAAGCGAUCUCACGUUUUCAAGCAACCUUUCCAUGUCUAUCGAUGCC
Molecule: messenger RNA, 2251 nt
Organism: Didymella exigua CBS 183.55
Lineage: Eukaryota; Fungi; Ascomycota; Dothideomycetes; Pleosporales; Didymellaceae
Exons: 3
Coding region: 12-2069 (685 amino acids)
Biological process (GO): DNA-templated transcription; regulation of DNA-templated transcription
Molecular function (GO): DNA binding; zinc ion binding; DNA-binding transcription factor activity, RNA polymerase II-specific
Source: RefSeq, a predicted model, not a curated record